This is a messenger RNA of Linum tenue, 1490 nucleotides long. The record is from the annotation of a GenBank genome assembly. Lineage: Eukaryota; Viridiplantae; Streptophyta; Magnoliopsida; Malpighiales; Linaceae.
AUGGAUAUGAUGCCUCUUGAUCUUCCAACACUCUUUCCUCUCCUUUUAGCCCUUUUAGCGACGGCUUUACUCCUUCUCCGUCGCCAAAAACACCCCAAGAAUGUUUGUUGUAAUGUCCCUAAAGGCACCAUGGGAUGGCCCUUCAUUGGAGAGACUCUCGAGUUCCUCAGCCCCCAUAGAUCCAACUCCAUUGGCACCUUCCUACAACAACGUUGCUCGAGAUAUGGCAAAGUUUUUAAGUCACAUUUGUUCGGGUCGCCAGCUAUAGUGUCGUGUGACAACGAGUUCAACAUGUUCAUCCUUCAGAAUGAGGGAAAGCUAUUCCAGGCCAGCUACCCUAAGGCCAUGCAAGGGAUUCUCGGGCAGUACUCGUUGUUGAUCGUCUCCGGGGAGCAUCACAGGAAGCUUAGGGGGAUCGCAGUGAGCUUCAGCGCGAUGUCCAAAUCUUCACCUGUGUUUCACUCUCGUAUUGAGAAGCUCGCAUUCUCAAUGUUGGAGUCGUGGAGAGGGCGCAAAGAGAUUGCCUUUCUCGAAGAGAUGAAAAAGUUCACUUUGAGUUUGAUGGUGAAAACCGUUUUGAGCAUCGACCCGGAAGAACCAGUGGCCAUGAGGUUUUUGCAAGAUUUUAGAACUUACAUGAAAGGCUUCAUAUCCUUGCCACUAAACGUUCCAGGAUCUGCUUAUGCCAAAGCUGUCAAGGCGAGGGCAAGGCUUUCGAGGACGGUCAAGGAGAUAAUAAAGCAAAGGGAAAUGACGAAUACUACGACGACCUCGUCGGGAGAGGAAAAUGGGGACUUUUUGGAAGUGAUAUUGUCGAAGCACAGCAGCAUAAGGCAAAUGAAUGAUGACGAGAAAGUGAGCAGUGUUUUGGACAUUGUCUUGGGUGGCUACGAGACCACUUCCACCCUCAUUUCCCUCGUCGUCUACUUCCUCCACCGUUCACCCGCCGCGCUCCUAGCUUUCAAGGAGGAACAUGAAGCUAUAAGGAGGAACAAAGGCAAAGGGCAGCCCUUGGGGUGGGAGGAUUACCAGAAAAUGGACUUCACCCGCAAUGUGACGAAAGAAGCUGUGAGAUGUGGGAAUCUAGUCAAAUUUUUACACCGCAAGGCACUCCAAGACGUGGAAUUCAAAGGGCAUUUGAUUCCUCGUGGAUGGAAGGUGCUUCCUGUAUUAGCAGGGCCAAAUCUCGACCCGUCUCUUCACCAUGACCACCUUCAGUUUAAUCCUUGGAGAUGGACGGAGGACAAAGAAAUAGGGAAGAAGACUAUGGGGUAUGGUGGUGGACCAAGGGUGUGUCCAGGAUCCGACCUAGCUAAGGUCAUGGUUGCCUUCUUCCUUCAUCAUCUUGUCCUCGCCUAUAGGUGGAAAGUGAAAGAAGAUGAGUACCCAAUUGCUUAUCCGUAUGUGGAGUUUCGAAACGGACUUCACGUGGAGAUUGAGCCGGUAGAAUCACAUGUUUAGAUCGAGGAUUAGGCAUACAAUAGAAAGAG